UCGCACAGAGGGAGGCGGCCCUGGAAGUGGAAUAACAACACAACCAGAUCUCGACGCCUUGCACUUUGCAAACUCUUUGCAUUUCUACUUUAAUGAUCCCUCUGUCUUGCAUGCAAUUCUAUCGAAUUGUGAGGUUAUUGUCAUGCGAUCAUAAUGACCUGUUUGUAGCGCUAGUGUCCGCCCUGUGAUUGCGCUUUGAUGUAGGCCUAGAGGCCGAUCAGAGAUCAGAUUACAUGCUUUAGAUCGCAGCCAUCCCCUGCCUUUGAUCUCCACGCUGAUUUUGUCUUCAAUCCGGGGAUUCCUCUGGACUGGAGCAGCGCAGCCGGGCAGAGAGCGCAUCGCAUGGCUGGAAUGGUCUGGAGCCCUAUGCAGAACGCAUAGGAGUGGAUAUCUGUCUGAAACUACACUCAUUCAGCCAGGGAAAUAACAACUAAAGAACCGAUCAGACUACAGCAGCACAUCCCAGACUCAUUCCACAGUAGCCCCUCAAAAUGGCCUGGAUGUUUGGUCACACCUGGUUACUUCUACUGACAUUUCAUGUAAUAUACUCAUCUCUGGUUCCUGUAACGGCAGAGGAGGAGACCAGUGAAUGCAGGGAACAGGAGUACAAGGAUCAGCUUGGGAACUGUAAACCCUGCAAGCAGUGCGACGCGGGACAGGAGCUAUCAAAGGAAUGUGGCUUUGGUUACGGAGAGGAUGCCCGGUGUGUGCCCUGCAGAAGCAACCGCUACAAAGAGGACCGGAGCCUGCAGAAGUGCAAGCCCUGCCUGGACUGUGGCCUGAACAACCGCUUCCAGAAGGGCAACUGUUCCACCACCAGAAAUGCUGUGUGCGGAGACUGUCUGCCUGGGUUUUACAGGAAAACUAAGCUGAGCGGAUUCCAAGAUAUGGAGUGCAUACCAUGUGGGGACCCUCCACCUCCAUAUGAACCACACUGCAGCGGGCGGGUGAACCUGGUUCCCAUCCCACCGGUGGUGACCAGCCCUCGGGACAUGGCUCUGGCAGCAGUCAUCUGUAGCGCUCUGGCCACCGUGCUGCUGGCCCUGCUCAUCCUCUGUGUCAUCUACUUCAAGAGACAGCUGCUGGAGAAGAAGCCCAGCGCAUCUCUAAGGUCCCAGGAUGGUCUGUACAGUGGAGCAGAGUUGUCGUGCCUGGACCGACGGAAGCUCCAUGACUUCCCUCAGCGCCCAUGCUGUCAGUGUCACCACGGGCCAGGCCACACCUGUGGCCCAGUGCACCUGAUCCCCUCCCUGUGCUGUGAUGAAAUCUGCAGUCUGGGCCGGAGCAGAGACACCAGCCCCCUCCAGUCCCAGAUCAGCCUCAACGAGGGAUGCUGCAGAAACCCCUGUGAGGAGAACGUCCUGGCCUAUCUGAAAGCCCAUCCAGAGCCCUGCAUCUCCAGAGAGGCUGGCGAGACAUGGCCACUCAUGCAGAAUCCCGACUGUGUCGAGAGCUUGGGAUCGCCCCGCUGCAACCCAGAACCCACAGAGAGGUGCGAUGUGGAGGAAGAGGGCGAGGAGAAAGAGGAAGAGGGGUGCACGUUAAGUCAGUACACACAGGAGAAGCCAACUGAUCAGAGCCAGGAGAAGACUGGUGCCCUGACAGAGGUCCUCCUUCCAAAGCAGCAGCCAUCUUCACUGGAAGGAUGACAUGGAUUUAGUUGGCUCGUGUUCCACCCUUGAACCACCCUGGACCGGAAAACAGUCCAGAAAGAUCCCGUUUCAGAUUACAUUAGCCCACACACCAAUUUCAAAAUAGUGUGUGGCACACAAUCUCUUUCAAGCGGCUUGUGACCCACGGCCUUCCGUCACGCAUCUGAAGCGACUAUGUAAAUAAAUGCAAACAAAAGCACUUCACUGUAAAAUAAAGCACAAGAGCAGAGACAGAAAAGAAAUCUAUGCACAACGCGAUGUUGCCGGGCCAGAGGCUGAUAGAAUGAAGUUCAAAUGAUGACAAAAUGACUGUUGACUGGUACAAAGUAAAUAGAAGCCAUCCCCUUUGUGUCUGAUGUCUGCUUAAGAAUGUCUUACAUCUACUUAUGUAGGUGACUAGCAGCAACAGUAUCACAGAUCUGGCAGAUCUGGACAUACCCAAAUCUAACUGCCUGUAGCUCAGGCCCUGAAGCAAGGAUAUGCAUUUUCUUGGUACCAUUUGAAAGGAAACACUUUGGAGUUU
Molecule: messenger RNA, 2175 nt
Organism: Salvelinus namaycush (lake trout)
Lineage: Eukaryota; Metazoa; Chordata; Actinopteri; Salmoniformes; Salmonidae
Product: tumor necrosis factor receptor superfamily member 19-like
Exons: 10
Coding region: 492-1649 (385 amino acids)
Biological process (GO): positive regulation of canonical NF-kappaB signal transduction; positive regulation of JNK cascade
Cellular component (GO): plasma membrane
Molecular function (GO): protein binding; signaling receptor activity
Source: RefSeq, a predicted model, not a curated record